UUGUCUUCCUUCCCUCCAAUCAUUUUACUCUGUUUUCUUUUCCAUUUUCUCUUUUCUUCUCAAUAUUUUCCGGGAAAAUUUCUUCACUCUAAACUCUUUCUCUCAGUUUUCCCGGCGACACAAGAGGAAGUUGAAGAGUAUAAGGAAUUAAUUUCUCUGCUUCUACGAAAUCUCUUUCUCUUCCCUUUACCUUCUUACUUUCCGUGAUCAUCUCAAACUCUUCUUCAACAACUACUUCAAUAUCCAUCAUCACCCAUGAUUUUCCUCUAACAUCUUCUUCAUCUUCCUCUUCUUCAGUUUAACAAGAAAAGCCACUGAAAAUGGACAAACUUUCGGGGGAUUCUUUGCCAGCUCAUGGUGCUGCAGGGCUGUCUGGGAUUUCCUCACUUAAUAUUCCAAAUAAAGGGGGAAGCAGUGCAUGGAGGAUACCGCACACGACUGAUAUAUUUCACGAAUCAAAUGAUGUUAGCCUUUUUUCGACUUCCCUGCCUGUUCUUCCACAUGAAAAGCUAAAUUUAACUGAUUCUGAACAAGAUUCCGAACAAUCUGGUCAACCGGUGGAUGAUAACUUGCUAACAUUAGGCAAAGUUCAUAAAGAGGAUGAAGGAAAUGAUCUUUUUGAUGAUUUUGAAACCAUGCUUCCUGAUGAUGAAGACGAGCUUUUAGCUGGGAUAAUGGAUGAUUUUGACCUUCGUAGGUUACCAAAUCAACUGGAGGAUUUGGAUGAAAAUGAUCUGUUUGUUAAUGGAGGAGGAUUUGAAAUGGAUUUUGAACCACAAGAGGGUCUUAGUUUUGGUAUUUCAAAGAUGAGUAUAUCUGAUGGAAUUGCUUCCAAUGGCAUUGGACCUUACGCAAUCCCAAAUGGCGUGGGUACAGUGGCUGGGGAGCAUCCCUAUGGUGAGCAUCCAUCAAGGACAUUGUUUGUUCGAAACAUCAACAGUAAUGUUGAGGACUCUGAAUUAAGAACACUAUUUGAGCAAUAUGGGGAUAUCAGAACUUUGUACACAGCAUGCAAGCACAGGGGAUUCGUGAUGAUAUCUUACUAUGACAUUCGAGCUGCUCGUACUGCAAUGCGUGCUUUACAAAACAAACCUUUGAGACGAAGAAAACUUGAUAUCCAUUUUUCAAUUCCUAAGGAUAACCCCUCGGAAAAAGAUAUAAACCAAGGAACCCUCGUAGUAUUCAACUUAGAUCCAUCGGUAUCAAAUGACGACCUUCGCCAAAUUUUUGGGGCUUAUGGUGAGGUCAAGGAGAUCAGGGAAACACCACAUAAGAGACACCAUAAAUUUAUUGAAUUUUAUGAUGUUAGAGCAGCAGAUGCAGCUCUUAAAGCAUUAAAUCGAAGUGACAUUGCUGGCAAACGCAUAAAACUUGAACCUAGCCGCCCUGGUGGAGCUCGCAGAAACUUGAUGCAACAACUGAGUCAAGAACUGGAACAAGAUGAAGCACGGACUUUUAGGAGUCAAGUAGGUUCGCCUAUAGCCAAUUCUCCCCCAGGUAGCUGGGCGCAUUUUGGUAGUCCUGUUGACCCUAAUCCAUUAGGUUCUUACAGCAAGUCUCCUGGUUUGGGUCAUGCCAGUCCUACCAAUCAUUUGUCUGGAUUGGCUGCAAUUCUUUCCCCGCAUACAUCAACCUCUCCCAAAAUUGCGCCGAUUGGCAAGGACCCUGGAAGAGUUUCAAAUCAGAUGUUUACUAACUCUGCCAACUCUGGAUCAACACAAGGAGUAGCUUUUCAGCAUUCUAUCUCUUUUCCUGAGAAAAACGUAAACGUAAGUCCUAGGCCUAUAUCUGCUUUUGGUGAAUCGAAUUCAAGUUCAUCGAGUGUUGGUACACUGUCUGGUCCGCAAUUUCUUUGGGGAAGCCCAACUCCUUAUUCAGAGAAUUCAAACACAUCUGCUUGGUCUUCAUCUUCCCUUGGGCAUCCAUUUACAUCUAGUGCCCAAAGGCAGGGUUUCCCAUACACGGGUCAUCGCAAUCCUUUUCUUGGCUCCCAGCACCAUCAUCAUGUAGGAUCUGCUCCAUCUGGCCUUCCUCUUGAACGGAAUUUCAGAUACUUUCCAGAGUCACCUGAUGCUUCACUCAUGAGUCCCAUUGGAUUUGGCAAUUCAAAUCGCGGUGAUGGAAAUUUUAUGAUGAACAUGGGUUCUCGUUCAUCUGCCGGGCAUGGUAUUGGCCUUUCAGCAACUACCAGUGAAAUUGGUUCGCCUAAUUUCGGAAUGAUGUCCCUACCUGGUCAUGGUUCCUUGUUCCUUGGAAAUAGUUUAUAUGCUGGACCAGGAGUAUCUAGCAUUGAGGGAUUUGGUGAACGUGGACGAAGUAGGCGACCUGACAAUAUUGUGAACCAAGUCGAGAGUAAGAAGCUCUACCAGCUUGAUCUUGACAAAAUCGUCAAUGGUGAAGAUACAAGGACUACUUUAAUGAUUAAAAACAUUCCUAACAAGUACACCUCGAAGAUGCUGCUUGCUGCAAUUGAUGAGAAUCACCAAGGGACUUAUGAUUUCCUCUACUUGCCAAUCGACUUUAAAAAUAAGUGUAAUGUGGGUUAUGCUUUCAUCAAUAUGGUCUCUCCUUCACACAUCGUCGCCUUCUUUAAGGCUUUUAAUGGGAAGAAAUGGGAGAAGUUUAACAGCGAAAAAGUUGCUUCACUGGCAUAUGCACGAAUUCAAGGAAAGGCUGCACUUGUGAUGCAUUUUCAGAAUUCCAGCUUAAUGAAUGAGGAUAAGAGGUGUCGGCCAAUCCUCUUUCAUUCAGAAGGCCAAGAUACUAGUGACCAGGAACAUUUUCUAUCCAGCAACUUGAAUAUAUGUAUUCGUCAACCAGAUGGAUCUUACUCAGGUGAUAUGUUGGAGAGCCCCAAAGGCAAUUCGGACGAUAACCUCGAGAGAGAAUAACCUUUUGUUAAAUAUAUUAUUGUUCCUAGGCACCUUACAUAUGUUCUAGGAGUGCUAACUACUGCAUAGCUGAUCCUAAAGGUGUACAAAGUUGAUUCAUAAAAAAAAUAAAAAAAAACGGUGUAUAAAGAUUAAGUGCUGAAUCCAUUUAUCAACAGAAGGGAGACUCUGAAUGUGUUAAUAGUUGUUAAUAGUUCAUAAUAAUAAUCUUCAGAAAAAUGCAGAAACCAAGAUGUGUAGAGAAACAAUUGUGUUAUAACAUCAGAGGAAAAGAAUAACUUGGAAUUCGAGGUGUAUUGCGGGAUGGUAAAUUUCUACAGCAGCAUGCAUGGCAGAUUGUGCAGGAUGAUGACUCUAUCUGUAAUUUGUUAUUUUUUUUCUGGUCUUUUGAGGAAUUUUACUAUGUACAUGUAUCCAACAAAUUUCCAUUUUAUGGUAAAUGUUUGUAUAUAAGGGAAAAAAAUGAACUAUGCUGUUUGAAAUUGUUGGUCAAAAUGUGAAUGUACAUGUCUGUAAAGAUAUGAAUCAGUUUCAUCAGAAUGUUAGUGAAAGUCUCAAUACAUUGUAAAAUUGGAGGUACUUUUAAGCAUUAUUUUAUUUAACUUA
Molecule: messenger RNA, 3497 nt
Organism: Medicago truncatula (barrel medic)
Lineage: Eukaryota; Viridiplantae; Streptophyta; Magnoliopsida; Fabales; Fabaceae
Product: protein MEI2-like 2
Exons: 13
Coding region: 321-2891 (856 amino acids)
Molecular function (GO): RNA binding
Source: RefSeq, a predicted model, not a curated record